This is a messenger RNA of Python bivittatus (Burmese python), 4042 nucleotides long. NCBI's taxonomy places the organism in Eukaryota, Metazoa, Chordata, Lepidosauria, Squamata, Pythonidae. The record is from RefSeq and is a predicted model, not a curated record.
UGGGAACAGAUGUGCUGUUUGGCCCUAUGAGACUCCACCAAGAUCAACUUCAGGUACUCCUAGUGUUUGCCAAAGAAGACAACCAGAGCAAUGGGUUCUGCUGGGCCUGUGAAAAAGCAGGCUUUCGCUGUAGCAUUGCCAGGACACCUGAAUCUGCCCUCGAGUGUUUUUUGGAUAAACACCAUGAAAUCAUCAUUAUUGAUCACAGGCAUUCAAGAUACUUUGAUGCAGAAACACUAUGCAGGUCCAUUAGAACAACAAAACCAUCCGAAAACACUGUUAUUAUUGGGGUCGUGCGGAGACAUGCAGAUCGUGAAGAAUCCUCAAUAUUACCCUUUCUUUCUGCUGGCUUCACAAGGAGAUAUGUUGAGAACUCGAACAUCAUGGCCUGUUACAAUGAACUCAUGCAGUUGGAAUUUGGAGAAGUACAGGCACAAUUUAAAUUAAGGGCUUGUAAUUCGAUAUUUACAGCAUUAGAGAAAAGUCAAGAAGCCAUUGAGAUUACAAGUGAAGACCACGUAAUACAGUAUGUAAAUCCUGCAUUUGAAGCAGUGAUGGGCUAUCAGAAGGGCGAAUUAAUAGGAAAGGAACUAACUGAAGUGCCUACAAAUGAAAAGAAAGCUGAUUUCCUUGAUACUAUUAAUUCUUGCAUCAAGUUUGAAAAGGAAUGGCAAGGAACCUACUAUACCAAAAAGAAAAAUGGCGACAGCAUACAACAAAAUGUGAAGAUAAUACCUGUCAUUGGACAGGGAGGAAAAAUUAGACACUAUGUGUCACUUAGUAGACCGUGCAAUGACAACAAUAAGACUGAAAGAAUCUGCGAACGAGUACAGGCUGAGUCCCAAACAGAUAUCCAGACCUGCAGACACAAAGACAGAAGAAAAGGUUCUCUUGAUGUCCGAUCCACUACCUCUCGAGGCAGUGAUGGAAGUUCUCAGAGGAGGCACUCAUCAAUGGCCAGGAUACAUUCUAUGACUAUCGAGGCACCUAUUACCAAGGUAAUAAAUAUUAUCAAUGCUGCCCAAGAAAGCAGUCCCAUGCCAGUGGCUGAAGCAUUAGAUAGAGUUCUGGAGAUUCUGAGGACGACUGAGUUGUAUUCUCCACAGCUUGGCACAAAAGAUGAAGACCCGCAUACAAGUGACCUCGUUGGUGGCUUGAUGACGGAUGGACUACGAAGAUUAUCAGGGAAUGAAUACAUAUUAUCAGCAAAGCAAACCCAUCAAGUACCAGGCAGUUUGAUCUCACCCAUCUCCCUGAACGACAUCCCACCCAGGAUAGCUCAAGCAAUGGAAAAUGAAGAAGACUGGGACUUCAAUAUUUUUGAGUUAGAGGCUGCAACUCAUAAAAGGCCUUUAGUUUAUCUUGGCCUCAAACUGUUUGCCCGCUUUCGGAUCUGUGAGUUUCUCGGUUGCUCUGAGUCGACCCUGAGGUCUUGGUUGCAAGUCAUAGAAGCCAAUUAUCACUUAUCCAACUCUUACCACAACUCAACCCACUCGGCGGACGUGCUCCACGCCACAGCCUAUUUCCUUUCUAAAGAACGAGUAAAACAAACAUUGGAUCCCAUUGAUGAAGUUGCUGCACUGAUAGCUGCUACCGUCCAUGACGUAGAUCAUCCCGGGCGAACCAAUUCUUUCCUGUGCAAUGCAGGAAGUGAACUGGCCAUUUUGUACAAUGACACAGCGGUGUUGGAGAGCCAUCAUGCAGCCCUGGCCUUCCAGAUCACCACCCGAGAUGAUAAAUGCAACAUUUUUAAAAAUAUGGAGAGGAAUGAAUACCGAACUCUGCGACAAGCCAUUAUUGACAUGGUCCUGGCCACGGAAAUGACCAAACAUUUUGAGCACGUCAACAAAUUUGUCAACAGCAUCAACAAGCCGUUGGCUGCCCUUGAAGAGAAUGGGAGUACAAAUGGGGAUGGGGAUUCCGUCAAAAACGUCCUCACGUCUCCUGAGAAUCGAAUCCUGAUCAAACGGAUGCUAAUUAAGUGUGCUGAUGUUUCCAACCCCUGUCGCCCACUGGAACAGUGCAUUGAGUGGGCAGGUCGCAUCUCUGAGGAGUAUUUUGCACAGACCGAUGAGGAGAAGAGGCAAGGUUUGCCUGUUGUGAUGCCGGUUUUCGACAGGAAUACUUGCAGUAUCCCUAAAUCUCAAAUAUCGUUCAUUGAUUAUUUCAUCACUGACAUGUUUGAUGCUUGGGAUGCUUUUGCAGAUCUACCAAAUCUGAUGCAACACCUAGACAACAACUUCAAGUACUGGAAGGGGCUGGAUGAUAAGAAGCUGAGGACUCUCCGGGCACCCCCUGAAUAGCUUUCAGACCAUUUGAUGCGUAGAUCAUCCAUCUGGAAGCCCGUUCCUCCAAACUUGCAUUGGUUGUGCAUUUUAGGAUUUGCUUGGUCUCUUCAGUAUGACAGCAAGGCCUUUUUGUUCCCUGCCGUGGGGAAGCUGGACAAUCUGAAGAGCCUCAAGGUCAGAAAGACACUCUUCUCCACCUGCCAUCGAGCAACUGAGAAGGUGAAUAUACUUUUCAAGCUGAAUUACACUGGAUAGGUGCAAUGCCUGUAUCAGAGAGAAUUUCAGGGUGAACCUUAUCUCUUGCAUUAGCAGCAUGCUUGGAAGUGAUGUUUGGAGAGACCCUUAGAAGAUCUCAGCACAUAGUUCUUCAGAACAGCAAGUGAAGGUGAAAAAUUCCCAUCGCAAUGAGGACUCAUAACCAUUAUGAGGAAUCUUUUUAAUGAGCACUAAAAGAAUAAAAUAAACUGAAACAGCUACAUUGAACAAUCAGACAUUGACAUUUGAACCCUUUCUUGAAGGAGCUUUUUUAUCUUCUCAAAUGGACUUAGCUGUAUUUUUUCACAUCGCUGAAGGUGCGAUCACUCAGUUCUGAGCACUACUGAGAGCAAAUUCUCUAAAAUUUAGUAGCAAAUGGAAGCAAACCAAUGGACCUGCUGCCCUGCAGAUUUUUGAAGUUGAUUGUUAGGCACCUCUGAUUAAAAUAUGUUUUAUUUAUUUUGUUAGAUGUUGAAUAUUUUCUAUAAAUUUAUAAAGACGUUCAGCGCCAAAGCCAACUUCUAGAUGCAUUACAGUUUUUCAUGAUUCCUAACUCAUUAUGCAUUUUAUUCUCAGAUUGCAAAAGGGCCUGCAGUGAAAACAACUUUAUAUUGCACUGAGGGGAUCGAUGGGUAUGUCAGUUAAUUAAAGUGAGUUUUUAUCAAAGGUUGUAUUAAGACGCCAUCAAGUGGAAUGAAGGGGAUGUUCUGGACUACCUUAUGUGUUGGCUUACUAGUCAAAACAAUGGCAUCCACGUGUGAUGGGUUCACGUAGGCACUUCCCCCCUUUCUUUCAAAAGCUUUCCUUUUAAGGGGGAACGUUGUUUUGCUCAGAGAAAAUAACGCGAAAGCCCACCAGACUGCACGUGAAGAUAACCGAGUUGUGGCAAUUGCUAAUACGCCAAAGAAGGCAAGGAAGAUGCUGAGCUAGAGCACAAUUCAGAAAAAGCCCCUCGCCGAUUAAACACACACGCGAGAAAGUUAAAAUAUGACGUGACUUCACUCGGCCGUUACGUCUCUGCUGUGAACAUCCGACUUUGGCUGUGAAGGUCAAGUCAGUGGCAAGCAAAUCCGUGUCAGCACCUUGCAUCCUCGUGUGCUCUUCGGGUCAAUCGAAUUUCUCAGCCCAUCCUUUAAAAAAAAAAAUGCUGGGAAAAUUCCCAGCCCCUGUUGUGUGCCGUUUAUCAUGUUCUCCAUCCCCCUUCCCAGUCCCCUUGUAUCAAUUGUUUUCUGUCCCAUUUUUGCAACGUAAAUCAACCAGGCCUGCACAUGGGGGCAGUUUUCUACAUAGCCCUGCAAAGCCCUACAUAAGGUACACCAGAGGCCCGGGGGGUGGACGAGCGUCUCGGUUUGAAAUGUAUGUAUGUUCCCAUCAUGAAAAAUGUCUGGUCUUGCCUUGAAAGAACGUUUUUUUAAAAAAAAAGAAAAGAAAAAAGCAAUGAAAAUGCUACAUUUCCAAGAAGUUUGCAAUCUGACGAGACUAUUCUAGUGGAUAGCAGA